Messenger RNA from Leptonychotes weddellii (Weddell seal), 1014 nucleotides. RefSeq names its product family with sequence similarity 50 member B (gene FAM50B). NCBI's taxonomy places the organism in Eukaryota, Metazoa, Chordata, Mammalia, Carnivora, Phocidae. Gene Ontology annotation, cellular component: nucleus. Gene Ontology annotation, biological process: chromatin organization. The record is from RefSeq and is a predicted model, not a curated record.
AUGGCUCAGUACAAGGGCACGAUGCGCGAGGCCGGCAGGGCCAUGCACCUGAUCAAGCAGCGGGAAAAGCAGAAGGAGCAGAUGGAGGUGCUGAAGCAGCGGAUCGCCGAGGAGACCAUCAUCAAGUCGAAGGUGGACAAGAAAUUCUCGGCUCAUUACGACGCCGUGGAGGCCGAGCUGAAGUCGAGCACGGUGGGCCUGGUGACCCUGAACGACAUGAAGGCCAAGCAGGAGGCCCUGCUGAAGGAGCGAGAGAGGCAGCUAGCUAAGAGGGAGCAGCUGGAGGCGCGGCGGCUGCAGCUGGAGGCGCUGCGGGAGAAGGAGCGCAAGCAGGAGCAGAAGCGCAAGAUCUGCAGCCUGUCCUUCACGCCCGACGAGGGUGACGCGGGCGACGCGGACGCGGAUGCGGCGGCUGGGGAGCGGCCCAGGUCCGCGGGGCUGAGCAAGAGGAAGAAGAACCUGGGGAAGAAUCCAGACGUGGACACGAGCUUCCUGCCGGACCGCGAGCGCGAGGAGGAGGAGAACCGGCUGCGGGAGCAGCUGCGGCAGGAGUGGGAGGCCAGGCGCGAGAUGGUGAAGCGCGAGGAGAUGGAUGUCACGUUCAGCUACUGGGACGGCUCGGGGCACCGGCGCACGGUCCGCAUCCACAAGGGCAGCACGGUGCAGCAGUUCCUGAGGAAGGCGCUGCAGGGGCUGCGCAAGGACUUCCGCGAGCUGCGGGCGGCCGGCGUGGAGCAGCUCAUGUACAUCAAGGAGGACCUGAUCCUGCCCCACUACCACACCUUCUACGACUUCAUCGUCACCAAGGCCCGGGGCAAGAGCGGGCCGCUCUUCAGCUUCGACGUGCACGACGACGUGCGGCUGCUGAGCGACGCCACCAUGGAGAAGGACGAGUCGCACGCGGGCAAGGUGGUGCUGCGCAGCUGGUACGAGAAGAACAAGCACAUCUUCCCCGCCAGCCGCUGGGAGCCCUACGACCCCGAGAAGAAGUGGGACAAGUACACGAUCCGAUGA